Prorocentrum cordatum is the source of this 468-nucleotide messenger RNA. Lineage: Eukaryota; Dinophyceae; Prorocentrales; Prorocentraceae. The record is from the annotation of a GenBank genome assembly.
AUGAAGCUGCAGAUGGGCGCCCGUGCGGCGGCGCCCUUCUCUGCCUUCGGCGGCGCCCGGGGCGGCGCCGACGCCCGGGGAGACAGGAACGGCUCCGCGUACUACGAGCGGGAGGGUCGCGGAGACCGCGGCGCGCCCGCGGGCGGCGGUGCGGACAGGUACAAGGGCCGCAACGAGAAUUGGGAGAACGACCGGAGGGAUUAUCACAGCAGGUCCUCCCGCAACGACGAGCCCGCGCACAAGCGCCCGCGCACGGAGGGCUCGUGGAGGGACUCGAGGGCGGUGCGCUCACCGCCCCGGAGGCCGGCGAGCGACGCCGCCGCGCCGAGGCCUUCGGCGGGGCCCGCGACCAAGUCGCGGGACAGCGGCGUGAAGCCUCCUUGGGAGGAGCACUUCAGUGAGGAGUACGGCUUGCCUUAUUAUUGGAACAAGCAAACCGGCGAGUCCUCCUGGGAGAAGCCGCGGUGA